AUCGGAUUCUUGUAUUCUGCAAUAGGAACGGUAACUAGUUGCGUGUAGUAGUCGUAUUAUUCAAUUCGGAACGACAACCGAUUGCGUGGAGGUAGAAUUCUACAAUUCAUUGCUAGGAACGGUAACCGGUUGCGUGUGAAGGUCGGAUUCUACAAUUCAUUACUAGGAACGGUAACCAGUUGCGCGUGAAGGUCGGAUUCUACAACUCAUUAUUAGGAACGGUAACCGCUGGCGUGUGGAGGUUGGUUUAUUCGAUUCUUUACUGGGACCGAUAACGCAUUGCUGGUGGUUUUCGUAUUCUGCAAUCUGUUACUGCUAAGGGUGACCGACUUCUUGUGGUGGUAACUUCUACAGUAUUUUACGGAGAACGGUAACCAAUUGCUUGUUGUGGUCGGAUUCUACAGUUCUUUACUGGGAACAGUACUCGGUUGCCUGUGAAGGUCGGAUUCCUCAAUUCUUUACUAGAAGUAAAACUUGAUGACGGAUCUCUGUUGUAAUAAAUAAUAGCAAUUUUAAUUGAACUAUACCGGAUUAUCUUCACAUCAAUUUGUACCGGAUAUGGCCAUGUACAGGCACAUCAAUCAACGUUCGGGGCUGUUAAUAAUAGUAUUGUUCGGGUGUGGAUUAACAUUAACAAUCGAUGGAAAGUUAUCAAAUGCAACGGAACUUAUCUCAGAAUUAUCACACAACACCAGAACUAAACACAAUCAUGAUCAAGACAGUCUAAUAGAGCCUUUAAGGGACGGUGAAGAAAUCUCACUAGAAAGCUCGACAGAUUCCCAAGAUGUGAAAACAGCAUCUCUGUUGACAUCGGGGAAUUUGACCAACACAACGUCGGAUGAAUCAUUGUUAAUCGUGGAUACAGUAGCAUUUGACAAAAGAGGUUCUUCAAAUGGCAAACAGACCAUAGGCAAAUCUACAAAUCACAAGAAGAAACCAAUCUUGAACAUCAACCAGAAUUUUCAGAUCAUAAUCAACAGUAACCAAGAGAGACCGUACCCGUUUGCAAAUGGACACAACCCGUUCGAACGACCAGAGGAUUUAAUAGAUGAGGAAUCUGAAUAUGAAGAUAUCGAGAUUAAUGUUAAUGAUAAUGCUACUCGGGUAGCCGUUACAGAUAGACUACUCAGAGGCUUCGGUAUAUUACCUAAUCAAACAGAUUGUUUGAGGAAAAGUAAAACGUAUGAACAGAUCGUAGAUGAUGUAGCAACGUUAGAACCAAGCCAGUUUUUCGUUCAUCUAAUGGCGUCGAUUGUGACGGUGUAAUCGUGUAGCCGUAAUCUAACUACUAAACAGACUGCACAUUGGAGGGUUGUAUCGAAAACCCUGGAUCCGACUGGAGAUUGUGAAAACGUCGAACUUGGCAAGAGCACUGAAUGCGCCGAAAAUCUCCUGAGAAAACUGGUUGACCAUUGGGAUAACUCGGUCGUACAUAACCCCAACUCAAAUUCUUUACAAACUUUUAUUAAUGCCAAAAGGUGUAUUAACAGUAAUAAUGUGGCGAUGUUGACGAAACAUGACAGAAAUAUCAACCCCUACCCAGAAAGGGUGUUUCUCUACAGAAUGGUGAAAGUUCUUAUAGAACAACUAAAUGAAGGUUACAGUAUAUCGUUGGAUGGUGAACCGUGUGAAUUGAUGUUUGUAGAAGAAAUAUUUCACAAGUAUGGGGAACAGACAGUUCAUUUGGAAGACAUGUUUAUCACGGAACAAAAAUUGGAAAGUCUUAUCGGUGAUAUGAUUAGUGUUGUAGGAGCCAAGUCUCGAGUUGAUCCACAGAAAAAUUUCCUCUUGGGUAGAAAAUCUCGGAGUGUACCGACAGCAAACCCGAUGAGUUAUAAUGUGUCGGAAUUAUUCAAGAUAUUCAAGAUGAAAGAUCGAGUAAAUGUGGAGCAGUUUUAUCAGAUGUGUCCGUCAAUAGUCGACGAGGUGCUGACCAUCCAUUCCAAGACGCGUUCUGGCACAAAAUCCGAAGAGAUCAAAUGUAAUUCUACAACUACUCUGUCUAACACAGAAAUCUAUGGUUACGGUACACUGGCUGUUUCUAUCAUCAGUAUCAUGUCAGUAUUAGGAGCGGUUGUAAUGAAAGCCGCAACCGGAGCUGUAAGACAGUACGUUAUGGCGGCAUUGUUGGCGCUAGCUACAGGUAAUUUAUGUGGCGAUGCCUUACUACAUUUACUUCCCGAGGUGUUAAGUGAUGAAGGUGAGGAUGAUGAUGGUGAUGGAUUAACAACCAGUGAGAUAAUUCUAACGGGAUCGACGGAUAUCUCUAUAGCUAGUAGUAGAAUGUGUGCUGUACUCGCUAGUAUCUACGCUUUCUUUAUAUUAGAGUUAAUCAUGAGUCUUUAUCAUACACACGAUCAUGAUCAUACACCAGACAGGUCAGGUGAUGAUUUAAGUAAUAUAAAUGUUUCUGUGUUAAAAGUUAUUACAGAUGAACAAUAUGAUUCUAAUAAUACAGCAUCGUGUUCAACGAGUCAAGAUGGCGGUGAACAUGUGUGUAAAGAAGAACGAGAUAAUAUUGUCAACAGACAUCGAGCACCAGCCUCUUUAGCAUGGAUGGUUAUAGUUGGAGAUGCUAUACAUAAUUUUGCUGAUGGUUUAGCUAUAGGUGCAGCAUUUACAGGCCAGUUGUCUAGCGGUUUAUCCACGUCUAUCGCUGUUAUAUGUCACGAAUUACCACAUGAACUAGGUGAUUUUGCUGUGUUAGUAUCAACGGGAAUGAGUAUAAAGAAAGCUCUAAUAUUAAACUUCGUCUCAAGUCUGACGGCGUUUGCUGGGUUAUAUGUUGGUAUAGCUGCUGGUAAACUAGAAGCUGCUACAGAAUGGAUCUUUCUGGUCGGUGCUGGGAUGUUUCUCUAUGUAGCUCUAGCUAACUUAUUACCAGAACUUCAGAAAUAUUUUCAAGAACAUCGCACUUGGCAGAUGUUUUUAGCGCAGAAUAUCGGAAUAUUGAGCGGUUAUGCGGCUAUGUUAACUAUAGCCAUAUUUGAAGACGAUAUGGGCUUCUGAAUAGUUGGUGCCGUAGUCACAGGCAACAACGUUUCUUUGGUUUUAAUAUAAAUAUUUAAAGUCCCAUUGCGUCAUUAGCAUUUUUCGCUAAGAUAUAAAACUUUCUAACGGCAUAAAUAAAUAACGCUAAUAUGUACAUGAGACACAGGCAACAACGUUUUUUUGUGUUUUUGUUUUAAUAUAAAUAUUUUAAGUCCUAUUGCGUCAUUAACAUUUUUCACACGGCAUAACCCACGCUAAUAUGUACUCAGAUUGAUUAUUUAACAAUUUGAUUAAGAAAAUAAAGAUCAAAAUAUCAACUCGAGAUAAUCUAUCGUGUUGGAGUCAAUAGGAUUUUAACUAGGCUGUUGUGUCACAUUGCGACAAUUAUACCACAAUAUUUAUAUAUAUACACCAAGCUUUAAAUCAGUUUCGCACAUUUAUAGCGAGUGGCAUUGAUCGAUAGAAUUUUAAUUCAUCAUAUCUCUGUAAAUACUGAACGGAAUUGAACCGUAUUUUUGGACUGAUUAUCCUAUUAGAGAUUCAACUUUCACAACAUUGUAAGGAUUCAGAUUGAGCGCUAAAAUAUUGAUUUGUUUAUUCAACUGAAUUGUAGUUAAUUUGAACUCUCCAAAGACGAUGUCUGUUGAAUUCACGUCAGUGUUUCAGCCGUUAUUAAGUGUGGUUUAAAGGUCAAGAGCGAGAACAUUAAACAACUACAGACAAUGAAAUACGUCACGCGAGUCCACUGUUUCAUCUAGUAUAAAUAAUGUAUGAUUGACAUGUUGGUCGUGCAUUAUUUCAAAUAAUGGUACGUUACCAUCAAUGGAUAGCGUCAGUUUAGUUUAAAGGAGUUAAUUCGCUAUUCCUUGGCACCUAGA
Patella vulgata (common limpet) is the source of this 3869-nucleotide messenger RNA. RefSeq names its product zinc transporter ZIP4. Gene Ontology annotation, cellular component: membrane. Bases 1504 to 3009 code for a protein of 501 amino acids. The record is from RefSeq and is a predicted model, not a curated record. Gene Ontology annotation, molecular function: zinc ion transmembrane transporter activity. Lineage: Eukaryota; Metazoa; Mollusca; Gastropoda; Patellidae. The transcript is spliced from 14 exons. Gene Ontology annotation, biological process: intracellular zinc ion homeostasis; zinc ion import across plasma membrane.